CUUUUUUUUUUUUUUUAACAACCAUGACCACUUCCAACCAAUGCAAAUGGGCAAUACUUGUUGGUAUCAACUAUUAUGGGUACCCAAAAGAUGAGCAAUUGGACGGUAGCAUCAACGACAUACGUAAGAUGUCGACAUUUCUGCAGGAGUUUAUCCAAAUUCCAGCAGCGAACAUAUCUAUGUACCAUGAUUUCAACGAAGAUGGUGCAAUUGAUAAAGACGUUAAGUUGAAGCGGUUACCCACUGGAGCCAAUGUUCUACAGGCACUCCGAAGAGUCUCCCAAAAUGCAGCCAAAGGCGACUUUGUCUACUUUCAUUACUCCGGCCAUGGUGACCGAAAAGAAACUCAAUAUAGUCCCCUGAAAGGUAACACAACAACUUUUGACGAAGUUCUUUGUACCUUAGAUGAGGAGAUUAGAGACGUGGAGUUUGGUAAGAUCCUGGAUGACAUGGUUGACAAGGAACUUGUUGUGCUUGUCGUUCUUGACUGUUGCUACUCUGGAGGCGCAACCCGGGCAGGGUUCAAAGACCAGGACGGUAAUUCGAUAAAAUUACGUCAACCACCCAAUCGCAAAAGAUCGUCGAACGAUGAUAUGAGCAAGACAAACCUCGAUCCUGCUAAGCUAGACACUGGCAGCAGUUGGCUCUACCGAGAUCGUGGCUACAAUAUGUUAGCAGCUUGCCAGCCCCAUCAAAAAGCUGGCGAAUAUCACGGAAGCGAGGGGAUCCUCACACAUUUCUUCCGUGAAACUGCGGAGAGCCUCUACGCUGGGGGCUCCCAGGUCACAUAUGGCAUGCUACAGAGCAUGUUAAACACCAAAGUUGAACGCUAUUUUAAUUUACAGCAGCCAAUGCAUCUCGGAGAAUCAGAUAAGAUUCUUUUUAGCAGCGAAAUCGCUUCCAGUUCUUCUACAGAUUGGGUCAACGUCAAAAAAAAAUAUUCUCUCGUUGGAAAAUUGACGCUGAACCAAGGCGAGGUGCAAGGCGUUGCUGUUGGCGAUAGAUACGGAAUCUUCCGUCCCGGACGACCAUUCCUAGGUCUCGAUGACAAGGAAGAAAAUCUUCUCAUCUAUGUUAGAGUUGUCCUUGUCAAGGACAUGGAAUCCGAGGCAAGAUUUGUCAAUGACGAUAAAGGCACUACUUCUUACGGCAGAAGUGGCGCCUGGAAAGCUGUCAAGUCUGGCUAUUUUGCAAAGCUCAUAAGCCGCCAAAAGAAGGCAACGGUCAUCAUUUUGCCAGAUGAAGUGCACAGCAACAUCAUUGACCUGAUGAGACAGCAAUGGAAAUCGCACUCUAAUUUCGCUGCACAGAUUAGCCUUGACUUUGAAAGCGUUGAGGUGACAAAGGCAGACUAUUUUGUCGAAAUAGACAAAGAUUCUCGGACCCUCGACAUCAGAGAUUCAAAUCAACAGGCACUGGAGGAUUUACCCGCUAUUAGUAUCGAUAGUCUUGAUAUGACCGAGAAAUUGAUGCAACUGCUCGCACAUCUGCAUUCAUUCCGGCUAGUAGCAGAUCUGCAGCACCCAUCGGACUCCGUCGUACCAAAGUAUGAGUUCAGUCUGACUAGAACAGUUGUCCCCAAAGAUAGAGAAGAUCUUGUGGCACGAUGGAACCUGCGCUUUACCAACAAGCACACCGAAAUCCUCUACGUGACAAUCUUCAAUCUAACUGAGGGGUAUGCAGUCAAUAAGGUGCAUCCAAGGCAGGGGGCGGCGAGUGUGGCAGUUGAUCCUGAGUGUGAUAUUGCACUGGAUCUCGGCACGAAAGUGCCAGACCUACUCAUAGAAAAGGCCUGUCGUGGAGCAUUUGAAAUGCAGGAGAGAUUCAAAGUGGUUAUUACGACGAGCCAAACCAAUCUCAGCCAUUACUGUCUCCCAGAUUUAAGGAACUUGAAGAUCAGAAAGCUUCGAGAUACAGAUAUCAUGGCACCACGCGAAUGCAAUUGGUUCAUUGUUGAGGAAAGUGUGGUAAUAGAAGUUCCACAUACAUACAGCACACAAGCGGAGCUUCAAAAGCAGAUAUGGGAAAGAAAAGAGAAGAAGGACAGAGAGGACGAGGGCGAUGAGGAGGACGAGGGAGACGAAGAAGACGAGGAAAAUGAGGAAGAUGAAGAAGAUGAGAGAUACGAGGAAGACGAAGAAGAUGAGAGAGACGUGGAAGAGGGGAAAGUGACAGAAGAGAAAAUAGAGGAGGCAAAAAAAAGAAAGAAUACACUAGACUAGCCUACACUGAUGUUGGUGCUUUUAGUAUGGCCAUCACUCGGGUCUUUUCUUUCCACCGCCUGGGAGGCUGAAGUAAAGCGAGAAAAAACAGUCGCAGAGUAGAGGGGGUGUGAUUGGGCGCGAAUGAAGGCCGAUAUAAUUGCUGUGUGUGAGUGUGAAGGAGUGGAUCUACAGACGAAGUGGAUGGGCGGAAACAAAUAGUGAAUUGCGUAAGGAAUAUAUUAUAUUACCCAGCCCUUUCACACGAAUCAUUCUUCC
This is a messenger RNA of Trichoderma harzianum CBS 226.95, 2480 nucleotides long. RefSeq lists its product as hypothetical. The record is from RefSeq and is a predicted model, not a curated record. The transcript has a single exon. Gene Ontology annotation, biological process: proteolysis. NCBI's taxonomy places the organism in Eukaryota, Fungi, Ascomycota, Sordariomycetes, Hypocreales, Hypocreaceae. Bases 24 to 2222 code for a protein of 732 amino acids. Gene Ontology annotation, molecular function: cysteine-type endopeptidase activity.